Neoarius graeffei (lesser salmon catfish) is the source of this 732-nucleotide messenger RNA. RefSeq names its product ring finger protein 182 (gene rnf182). Bases 1 to 732 code for a protein of 243 amino acids. NCBI's taxonomy places the organism in Eukaryota, Metazoa, Chordata, Actinopteri, Siluriformes, Ariidae. The record is from RefSeq and is a predicted model, not a curated record. The transcript has a single exon.
AUGAUGGGUCAACUACCAGAGGAAGUUGUGGACGAUUUGAGCACUGAUGAGCUGGAGUGUAAGAUCUGCUAUUGUGCUUACAAUCUGUCUAGUCGGCGACCCAAAGUGCUCAAGUGCUGCCAUCGUUUGUGCUCCAAAUGCCUGGUAAAAAUCCUCAAUCUGGGUGAGUCACCCCCAAACUCAGUGGUCUGCCCUUUCUGCCGCUACAUUACUGGUCUUCCUGGAGAAUCUGGUGGCAGUCUGCCUGAUGACUACAACUUGGUGACUGCACUGUCCAUCCAAAACCAAUAUCUGAAUUUAAAGGGGAGCCAGGGUGAGAUUUUGCUCAGUCCCGGACGUCUAAACUCUCUGGUGGGUCACUCAGCUUUGGCAACGCCUUCGUCUGUAUGUUCCAAUUAUGUGGUCAUCACCAUUAUGGAAUCACCACAGGAGCAUGCCGUUUCAGCAGAUCACCGAUCCUCCAGCUUGGACUCCAUGGCGUCAAUGACGCGACGCUGCACAGUGUGGAACUGUCCCACGCUGCUGUGCCAGGCAUUGGCCAGAGUUCUUGUGUGGCUCCUGGGACUGUUGUACUUCAGCUCUUUGCCAAUGGGUGUCUAUUUACUCAUCAUGCAGAAGACCACUCUGGGAUUUAUACUGAUCAGCCUAGUGCCUGUCAGCCUACUCAUGAUCAUGGUGUAUGGGAUGUGCCGCUGUGUGUGCCAUGAGUUUUGGGACUGUGUGCCACCUUAA